UCUAAUCGCGAAUUGGCGCAUGUUUUAGUAAAUUUUAACAAAACAUUGGAAUUUAAAUUGGAAUUUGUUUACUAUAAAUAUGGAUAUUAUUUGCUAAAGUUAUUGGUGAAUAUAAUCGCGGUGGUAAUGGGGAAUUCUGGAUUACCAUCGGGAAAAAAACAAGAUAAUGAAAAACAUAGUAAAGGAUAUGGAGAAGAAAAUGAUGAAAAAUCGAGUUCAAAGACAAGUGAUUACUCACGACGAUCAACAACAUCAAGAACAUCAAAAAAAGAAUCAUCGAGAAAAUCGAAUAAGCAUCCUGGUCAACAAUGGUCAGCUUCAUCGAGAAAAGAAAGAUCGUCACAUUCACGUACAUCAAAAAGGGACAUAAAAUUAUCACCAUCAACAAAAAACAAAAGAGAAUCUUCACGUACAAGCAAAACUAGAAAGAAAAGAGAAUCUUCACGUACAAGCAAAUCUAGAAAGAAAAGAGAAUCUUCACGUACAAGCAAAUCUAGAAAGAAAAAUGAAUCAUCAAUGAUAAACAAAUUGAAAGUGGGAAAAGAUUCACCACCGAUAAACUUAUUAAAAUUGGGAAAAGAGUCACCCGCGAUAAAAUUGAAAAAUUCACCACUACUAGAUACAUUGAAAAAGGAAAAAGAUUUAUCACUGUUUGACUCAUUGGCAAAGAUGAAAGAAUUAUCAUUGUUAGACGCAUUGAAAAAGAUGAAAGAAUCAUCAUUGUUGAACGCAUUAAAAACGAAAAAAGAUUCAUUACCUAUAGACAUGUCAAAAAAAGAAAUAUCAUUGUUAAACGCAUUAAAAACGAAAAAAGAUUCAUCACCAAUGGAAAUGUCAAAAAAGAAAAAGGAAAUGUCUUUGUUGAACGCAUUGAAAACAAAAAAAGAGUUAUCACCAAUGGACAUGUCAAAAAAGAAAAAGGAAAUAUCAUUGAAUUGA
This is a messenger RNA of Dermatophagoides pteronyssinus (European house dust mite), 939 nucleotides long. RefSeq lists its product as uncharacterized. The record is from RefSeq and is a predicted model, not a curated record. Lineage: Eukaryota; Metazoa; Arthropoda; Arachnida; Sarcoptiformes; Pyroglyphidae.